GCGUGGCCGGGGUGUGGCCGGGGCGCCCUGCGGGAGGCGGCGGCCAGAGGGGUCCGAGAGGGUCCGGUGGCCGGGAAAGGAUUCUGGUGGACAGUGCCUCACCCAAGCCAUGGCCACACGCCUCAGAUCGGCUGGCAGGAGCUGCACUGUGAUCGGGGGCUCAGGGUUCCUGGGGCAGCACAUGGUGGAGCAGCUGCUGGCCAAGGGCUACAGCGUCAACGUCUUCGACAUCCAGCAGAGCUUUGAGAGUGAGCAGGUGACCUUCUUCCUGGGAGACCUGUGUGACAAGGAGGCUCUGCUGCCAGCCCUGCAAGGAGUGUCCGUGGUGUUCCACUGUGCCUCACCAGCCCCUUCCAGUGACAACAGGGAGCUGUUCUACAAGGUGAAUUUUAUGGGAACCAAGGCAGUCAUUGAAGCCUGCAAAGAAGCUGGAGUGCAGAAAUUGGUGUUAACCAGCAGUGCCAGUGUAGUUUUUGAGGGCACAGACAUAAAAAAUGGCUCGGAAGAUCUCCCCUAUGCACAAAAACCUAUUGAUUACUACACAGAGACCAAGAUCCUGCAGGAAAAGGAGGUGCUCAGUGCAAAUGACCCAGACAACAAUUUCCUCACCACUGCAAUCCGUCCCCAUGGAAUAUUUGGUCCCAGAGACCCUCAGCUGGUUCCCAUCCUCAUCCACGCAGCUCGGAGUGGCAAAAUGAAGUUCAUCAUUGGGGAUGGAAAGAACUUGGUGGAUUUCACCUACGUGGAGAACGUGGUGCAUGGGCACAUCCUGGCUGCAGAAAAGCUGCACAAAGGCUCUCCCCUGUGUGGGAAGGCCUUUCACAUCACCAACGAUGAACCAAUUCCCUUCUGGACGUUCAUGUCCCGUAUCCUGACGGGCCUGGACUACGACCCUCCCAAGUACCACAUUCCCUACUGGCUGGCCUAUUACCUGGCCCUGCUGCUGGCCCUGCUGCUGGCCCUGCUCAGGCCCCUGGUGACCAUCAAGGCCACCUUCACACCCAUGAGGGUGGCCCUGGCUGGCACCUUCCACUACUACAGCUGUGAGAGGGCCAAGAGGGCCAUGGGCUACAGCCCCGUGGUCAGCCUGGACGAGGCCAUUGCCAGGACUGUGCAGAGCUACCCCGGCCUGCGCCGGGCCAGGGCCUGACACCUGCCUGGAGCCUCUGCUGCCUGGGUGCCAUCAGUUCUGACAGCUUCACAUGCAGCACAUGGCACCAGUUCCCAGGAAAGAGGAGUUUUCCUGAAGUCUCUACUCCUCCUCCUCCUCCUCGCCAUUCCAUGUGAGAGCUGUGCUGACAGUUUGUUUCUUGGAUGUGAUUUCUUGUUUGGAAACAGCUGCUGAACUCUCUGGGCUGUGAAUAAACACCCUGCUGUGCCCUCUUCAAUCCAGAGCAGGCACACCAGCAUUCCUGCUCCCCUCCCUCCACCCUUGUCCCGUGUUUUGUUGCUCUGGUGACAGCAGCCACCCUUCCUAGAGCUGUCAGCUGGGUCACAAACACUUCCUGGGGCUGGCUCCCCUCUGCACUUUGGCUUUGCUCUCCACAAGAGAGCCCCGUGCCAGAAAGGACUUCUGCCACCAUCUCUGACUCAUUACAGCUCUUCUGGUUUUCCUUCCAUGAUCAGGGGAUGGUUUGGCCUCUCCCUGAGGCAGCAGAAGGAGCCCACAAGGAGUGUGUUGCUUUGUCCAUGCAGGAUUUAUUUCUGUUCCAAAUGAACCCAAGUAAAUCACACAGAGCUGACUUUGCAGCUUUGUGUCCCAUCUCUGAGGGGGCAGAUCCCCCUCUCAGCACAGACAGGAUGUCUCUUUUGGGGCAGAGACCUUUGGGAGCUGCCUGGCAGCAGUCCCAGCACUGUUCUGCAGAUCUGCAGUGCUGGGAAGAUCCUGCAGCACCAAGCUGCUCCUCCCUGCCCUGUCAGUGCUGCUCACGGGGAUUUUUGGUGCUCUGACCGUUUAGUCCAUGAAAAAACCUCUUUUCCACAAGGAAAUGGAUACAAAGCAACAGUCCCCAAGCUAUUUCCUCUGACUUGUAUGUUAAAUGUUCUUUGCCCUCUAAUCUCUCUAAGCACUUCAGUUCUGGUUUGGUUUUAAAUGAGGGGUUUAGGUUCGAGCUGGAGUUUUGCCCUGUGCAAAUUCGUGGAUCCCUGGGAGUUCUGGUGUUUCAAAUUUCAGAAGGAUGGGAAGCACCUCAGUCACAGAAUUAUGGAAUCCCAGGAUGGUCUGGGUUGGGAGGCACCUUAAAGCUCAUUCCAUUCCACCCCCAGGGACACCUUCCACUGUCCCAGGCUGCUCCAAGCCCCAUCCAACCUGGCCUGGACACUUCCAGGGAUCCAAGGGCAGCCACAACCUCCUUAACCUCAAUGUGCUGCUAUAGUCUGAUUAAAUGUCUGAUUUAAUGGGUUUUAUUUGAA
This is a messenger RNA of Haemorhous mexicanus (house finch), 2412 nucleotides long. RefSeq names its product NAD(P) dependent steroid dehydrogenase-like (gene NSDHL). The record is from RefSeq and is a predicted model, not a curated record. Lineage: Eukaryota; Metazoa; Chordata; Aves; Passeriformes; Fringillidae. Gene Ontology annotation, biological process: steroid biosynthetic process. Gene Ontology annotation, molecular function: 3-beta-hydroxy-Delta5-steroid dehydrogenase (NAD+) activity. The transcript is spliced from 8 exons. Bases 110 to 1150 code for a protein of 346 amino acids.